AUGGAACCAAUUUUAAAUUCAAAUGAAGGUAAACAAGUUUGGUAUAUUACAGGUUGUACAAGUGGAACUGGUUUAUCUUUAGCCAAAAAAUUGUUAUCAUUAGGACAUAGUGUUGCUGGUACUACAAGAGAUAUUAAUAAAUUAAAACAAUUGAGUAUUUUUAAUGAUAAAUCAUUUUUGGGAUUACAAGUUGAUAUUGUUUCCAGUAAAUCAGUUAGAGAAUCAAUUGAAAAAACUAUUGAGCAUUUUGGUGAAUUAACCCAUGUAAUCAAUAAUGCAGGAUAUGGAAUUGUAGGCUCCGUUGAAGAAGUAUCAGAAGAAGAAGACAAGAAAUUAAUGGAUGCCCUUUACUUUGGUCCUUUAAAUGUUAUUCGUUCAGUUUUACCUUAUUUCAGAUCAAGAAACAAUGGUUACAUUUUUAAUGUAAGUUCAAUUGCUGGUAUUAAAGGCUAUCCAAGAUUUGGUAAUUAUAGUGGUGCUAAAUUCGCAUUGGUUGGUUUAACUGAAUCAUUAGCACAAGAUGUUUUACCAUUUAAUAUUAAAGUUUCAUGUAUUGUACUUGGUUAUAUUGCUACCGGUUUCCAAAGUGCAAAUGAUUAUUGUAAAAAUUUAAUUCCAGAAUAUCAAAGUCGUCAAAUAUUUGGUUCAAUAAUGAAACAUAUUGAAGAAACUGUAACUGCUGGUGACCCUGAUAAAGUUGCUGAUGUUAUCAUUGAAAACUCUACCAAAUCUGAAUUACCAUAUAAUCUUUUCGUUGGUCCACUAAGUACUUUUGAAAUGGCUGAAUCUAAAGUCAAUGAAAUUACUCAACAAAUUCAAUCUCAAAGAGAAAGAAAUUCAAAUAUUUUAAUUGAAAAAUAA
Molecule: messenger RNA, 861 nt
Organism: Dictyostelium discoideum AX4
Lineage: Eukaryota; Evosea; Eumycetozoa; Dictyosteliales; Dictyosteliaceae
Product: short-chain dehydrogenase/reductase family protein
Exons: 3
Coding region: 1-861 (286 amino acids)
Source: RefSeq, a predicted model, not a curated record